CAAAAAAUACCUAAUUUGUUGAGCAAUCAUAACAUUAAAUGAAUUUGUUUUGAGAAACCGGAAAUAUUGUUAAAAAAUUUUUUGUUCAACAAUAUUAUGAUAUUAUGAUUGGUUCUGCAUUAAAAUGUUUCAUCAAAGGCAAAUAUAAGAAAUUCUUAUAAAAACUACUAAUGAAUUAAACAGAACAAUAUUAUUGAUCAUGGAAAUUCAAAAUUCGUUCCAAACUGUCAUCGCUCAGGGUAGCCAACAGUUUCCUGCUAGGUAGGCGUUUGAGAUUUGAGGUUGGCCUAUCAUAAAGGCAUUGAAAUCAAUGAACAUGAACAGCUGAUUCAUUUUAUUACGAAGUCACGAACACGAAAGCUAUUUCUCGCGUCUCCGUCAGCAGCAAAAAAGUUGUAAAAUUAUCCUAACUUUGUAAGAUUUUGAUAAAUUUAUUUUUCAUUAUAUUAUACUGUUUCUCAAACCGUAUUUUAUUGAUUCCAAACAAAAUAUUAUCGACUAGACGCAAUACUAUUGAUGCAAUAUAGGUUAAAAACUUUACUGUGUUUGGUUAGGAACAAUUCAAUUACAUUCCAACUACGAAACACUAUGGCUGACUAUCAACAUCAACUGCCAAAAGUUGUUUUUGUACUGGGAGGACCCGGUGCCGGAAAAGGUACGCAGUGCGCAAAUAUUGUCAAAGAAUUCGACUUUCUUCAUCUUUCGGCCGGUGAUCUGCUUCGUGAGGAACGAAAAAAACCCGACUCAAAGUACGGUCAACUCAUAGAAGAUUGUAUCAAGCGCAGCAAGAUUGUGCCUGUCGAAAUAACACUCAAUCUCAUAAGGAUAGCGAUGGCUCAAUCGGGCAAGGACAAAUUCCUAAUCGACGGCUUUCCUCGCAACAAAGAUAAUCUGGACGGAUGGAAUUUAAUCAUGGGAAAAGAUGUGAACCUAUUGUUUGUGUUAUUCUUCAAUUGUAGUACUGAAACUUGCAUUGAACGCUGCAUGAAACGCGGAGCUGAAGGAAGCGGAAGAGCAGACGACACCAGUGAUGUUAUUCAGAAAAGAAUACAAACAUAUUUGAACGAGUCGUUGCCCAUUGUACAGCACUAUGAGAAUAGUGGUUUGGUGCGAAAAAUCGACGCAUCUAGAUCAGCCGACGAGGUAUUUGAAGAUGUCAAGCAAUUAUUCCAAUCUAUUAAAGAUGAACAAGAAAUUCAUCCAUCCUCUAAUUGAUAAAUAACAUUUUCCUUACAUUGUUAAAAUAGCAUUCAGUCGAAAUAUCAACAAUUUAUUUAAAAUGGUAACAUUCAAACUCAAGCAAAACAAUUGUUUCUUCUCUAAGAAGCUUAGCUUCAUCUUAUGCAGUUGGUUUAUGAUGGGCACAUGAAAUAGGAUAGAUAACAUUUUACUAAUAUUAAUAUAUAAUUUAAUUUUGUAGAGCAAAAUAAACUGAAACAUUUCAUGUUGGAAAGUUGGAUCUUACUUUACUUUGGAUAGCUUUACAAUUGAAAUUCAUAAUUUGUUAUACUAUGGUACAAAAAUAAUUGAAGAUAAACUAAAUAAAUAGAUGAAUGAUACCCUAUAAUUUUCAAAAAUACAAGUUAAAGCUUAGUUUUAUUAGAAAUUUUUAAUUUUAAUUAUAAUUCGGUGUUGAAGUAAAAUUAAAUUUAAUUUUUAAUUCAACUUUUUAUAAUAUCCAACAGUAGAUGUUGAAAUCCAAGUUCUAUUUAAAACACCCAUAGAUUCAAAGUAUGUAGAGUACUAUAAGUAUGCCAUUCUAAACUGAUCAAUUAUAAAAAUUAACUUUUGAAGAUAGCUGUAUCCCACCCAUAAAGUGAUCUAUCUACCAAAAAUAAUUUUCUAUGAUAACGCUUUAAUUGAGGUACAGUAACUACUAGGGUAGUGUAAUUGGAUAAGUUCCCAACGAAUAGCUUAAGUCACAAAAUAAUUUGAUCAGAUUGCUUGAAAAUAAAUAGAUAUCGAGAAAUCUGAGUGGCCCAAGACUGGUGUUUUCAGGUUGCAUUUGAUCAGGGCCUCUGGCUUAUCGACUGUUAAACAGCCGGGAUCAACGACUUGACGAGUCCAAAAGAAGUAAAUAGCCAUUACUUCAGCAAUUUAUCAAUAAUAGAAUAACUAGUGGAAUGACUGAAUAAAACGUUAAUUUUGUGCAUUAAAAGUAGAAAAUUAAGUAAAUUUAGAUGAAAGUAAUAAUUGCUAGAAACUCCUGUGAUUUGAGAAUGGAUGAUUAUGUAUGCUUUAUAAACAUAAAUAUUAGAAAAUUUAUAUGUACCUUUUUUAAAUCCUAUUAGGCAAAAUUUUCUUAUUAACCCUCAAUUCCUGGUCAUGUUGCAACUCAAUCAUGUUGAAGAUUCGAAAUCGUUUUUUAAAUACUUUUUCAAUACUGGAAGAUUAGUUUUUAAAAAAUCAAGGGCUGGCUGCAGGUGGUAGCUAGCUUUUAUUAAAAUCAGUUUACAUAACAUGCAAAGUGUAAAAUUAUUAAUAAAUUCAAAUUAAUUGAAAUAAGUUAAGGGGAGCUGUGCAAUGUUUUGCAAAGUGUCUGUUAGAAGCCCAUAUAAAGAAGAGGGUUUGAAGUUUUAAUUUUUUGUUUAUUUCUUACUGUUUGACACAAUACUUGAAUAGCAGAUUCAUUACUGAUAAACACUGCAAAUAAACAACUACUCAUGGUUUCAAUAGUUAUUCCCAACUAUGUAAAAUAGUUUGUUUUUUUUAAUGACUGAUAAGUCACAGUCAAUGAUUGACCAUUGAUUAUCAUUUAUAAAUAUAGGGUUUUUUUGAAAUUAUUAAAUUGAGAUAUUUUACUUGAAGCUCGCUAGAAGGUAUUCUUAUAAAUGCAAAAUAAAGGAUUGUUAUUUUGAUGUUUUAAGAAUAAUCUGGAUUAAUAAUUUAUAAUAACUAUGUCAUGUCAAAACGCAAUGAAGCUUCUGCAGUAUGCUUAUUGUUGUUACCUUAUCAAGUAGGUUUGGACCUUUGGAUGUGGCUUUGCUCUCGAUUUUGUCGCUGACUUUCUCGGCCUGUUUGAAUAUUUUGUCCCAAUUGAUAUUCACAUAGCCGUUAUGAUUAGCCACUUGAAGGAGAAUUAUUCCGCCGCCAAUAGCUACGGCUGCCACUUUUCCCACUUUCAUCAAUAAAUAUCCUGUCACCCUGAAAAUAAAAAAUAGUUUGUUAGUUUAUCAACAUUCAACUAGUUCAGAAUCGCAUUUUUGCUUCUACAACCGGUUUCACAAACGUUGAUGAGAGAUUGAUAACCAGAAUUAGAUAAUGAAGACUGAUGGAAAGAUGGAAAUUGUGCAGUCCCUUAUCCAUGGUUUCUAAACGGAUGUCGGCGAUGAAGCUGUACCUUACUUCUAAAACAGUUUGAAAAUACUCAAACUGCAUUUGAAUUUUUCUUGAAUAGGUUAUUCAAACUUCUAUAAGUUGUUAGUAUCCAAUAUAAUUCAUCAGACUUCUACGGAUUUUCAACUAACAUUUUUCGAUUUGAAUUAACAGCACUUGUUCAGUUUUCUUAAAAUAAAUAAUUGAAAUUUGUUUAUACCAUGAAUGUCUCAAACAUUUGGGACCUACAAAAAAAACACGAAGAAACAGAUUAUUAAUUUUCAUUUUUCACUGCUGAAUACACCUGUACAAAUUAAUUAUUACACCUCUAAUAAUUUUUAUUGUGGAAAGGAAAACUCAUGACUUGAAAAGCAUUAUAGGGUGAAUUUUUACAGAAUACUUUCAUGUGGAUAAUUCAAAGAAUCUGGUUGAUUCAAGCCUUUAAACAAGUACAUUGUACAAGGUGAAAUAAUUAUAAAUCUGUUGGAGGUUUGAAAAAUAGUAUAAUAUCUAAAAUUCACAAAUAGCUGAUAUGUAGAUUUCUGAUCCCAUUGAUGAUUUGAUUAUCAAUAUCUAUUUAAUUAUUUGUACUAUCAUAACAUUCCAUAAUGAAUGUCUCAUCAUAAAAUACAUCUGGUUAGCAGUGUUAAUUACGCUUUAUAAUAACUAAAAUAAUUACUAUAUUCUUAUUCCAAUUAUGGCAAUUUUGAUGUUAAUUAUGAUGAUGAUAAUAAUAUGAAAUGCCUUGUCGAUUACUGUUGAGUAAUGUGUAAUUUAAUUGAAUAAACGCAACGUUAAAUAAUGAAAA
Nilaparvata lugens (brown planthopper) is the source of this 4123-nucleotide messenger RNA. It is a transcript of the gene Dak1, whose product is annotated as UMP-CMP kinase. Bases 517 to 1215 code for a protein of 232 amino acids. The record is from RefSeq and is a predicted model, not a curated record. Gene Ontology annotation, cellular component: nucleus; cytoplasm. Lineage: Eukaryota; Metazoa; Arthropoda; Insecta; Hemiptera; Delphacidae. Gene Ontology annotation, biological process: 'de novo' pyrimidine nucleobase biosynthetic process; CDP biosynthetic process; UDP biosynthetic process. Gene Ontology annotation, molecular function: UMP kinase activity; ATP binding. The transcript is spliced from 2 exons.